Saprolegnia diclina VS20 is the source of this 570-nucleotide messenger RNA. RefSeq lists its product as hypothetical. The record is from RefSeq and is a predicted model, not a curated record. NCBI's taxonomy places the organism in Eukaryota, Oomycota, Saprolegniomycetes, Saprolegniales, Saprolegniaceae. The transcript is spliced from 2 exons. Bases 1 to 570 code for a protein of 189 amino acids.
AUGAACUGGUCGGUGUUCCCGUCGACCCACUACGUUCUCAUGCCACGGGGCUCGUUUGGCAUCGCCGGGUUCUCGUACGGCCGCGUGUACAAAACUGACCAUGGUGAAUUCGUCGAGCCCAAGUCCUCGGGCCUGCUCCAGUGGUCGCAGGUCCAGAUGGAAACUCUCAGACACCAGUACAACGCGACCGGCUUCAAAGUCAGCGAUUUCGAAGCCGAGAAGGGCAUUGCUACGUACGUGCACGCCCACGUCAUCUUCUCGCUCAAAGAACAGGCCGGUCAAUCAGUGUGGCGCUACGGCAUCGUGACUGCCUUCGAUGGGCCCGCGAUGACGUUGACCGUGCUCCUCACGAUCGGAGGUGACGACGUGCUCAUCCCGUUUCGGAAUGCGCGUCACGUGGACAUGGUCGCGUAUGUGCUCCGACCGUUCGAUGGCGUGUCAACAAACGGCUACCCCGUGGACGAUGUCAUCAAACGACGGCCGCCAAAGUCGCCAACGAAGAGCUCACACGCAUGGACCCCAAGAGCGCCACGCCACGGAAGCUUCACGAGAAGGAAGUCGUUCUGCUGA